This is a messenger RNA of Hibiscus syriacus, 603 nucleotides long. Its product is annotated as dehydration-responsive element-binding protein 2D-like. Bases 1 to 603 code for a protein of 200 amino acids. The record is from RefSeq and is a predicted model, not a curated record. Gene Ontology annotation, biological process: response to stress; positive regulation of DNA-templated transcription. Gene Ontology annotation, molecular function: DNA-binding transcription factor activity; transcription cis-regulatory region binding. The transcript has a single exon. Lineage: Eukaryota; Viridiplantae; Streptophyta; Magnoliopsida; Malvales; Malvaceae. Gene Ontology annotation, cellular component: nucleus.
AUGGAAGCUCAAGGCAGAAGAACAAAUGUCGGUGAGAGGCCAUACAUGGGGAAAUCAAGGAAAGGUUGCAUGAGAGGGAAAGGUGGUCCUGAGAACGCCAUGUGUAACUAUAGAGGUGUAAGGCAAAGGACUUGGGGCAAAUGGGUGGCUGAGAUCCGAGAACCCAACCGAGGCAGCAGGCUCUGGCUUGGCACUUUCAAUACAUCUUUUGAAGCUGCACUGGCUUAUGAUGCAGCCGCUAGGAAACUGUAUGGUUCAUCAGCUAAACAAAACCUGCCUCAGCCUCAGCCUCAGCCUCAGCCUCAUGAUGAUGCUGAUCAUCAGCAGCUAAACUUUGUUUGUGUUGUGCAGUCAUCACCGGGUUCUAGUGGGAGUUCAUGUCAAAGUAGUGAAGAGAGGAUGGUGAGGAGAGAAAAGAACACCAAUGAGUUUGAAGGAUCAAGUUUUGGUGAUGAUGAUGGAGAGGAAGUCUUUAAUUGGCCUGAGUUUUCAUUGGAGAAUGACUUCUUGGAAAUGGGUGCUAUUAAUGUCUUGAUGGGUCAAGAGUUUAGGGACAAUUGGAAUGGAUGUGAAAUUGCAGGGAUUCAGAAUCAAUGGCUUUAG